Molecule: messenger RNA, 1471 nt
Organism: Betta splendens (Siamese fighting fish)
Lineage: Eukaryota; Metazoa; Chordata; Actinopteri; Anabantiformes; Osphronemidae
Exons: 2
Coding region: 245-1096 (283 amino acids)
Source: RefSeq, a predicted model, not a curated record
AAGCUCCAAAUUAUAAGUGUAAGCAUUAUAUAGCCCCUCUAAGUCUAUAAGUACAAAUCUGGUUAAGCACGCACAGAUCAGUUUAUGCACGCACAAAUCUAGUCUGAGCCUAAUUUGACUCCAUACAACCUCUAUUUAUUUUCUAUAUUUGCCCCCGUCAUCUUUGUGUGUUAUGUUUUUAUGGCGUGUAGGUGGCGAUCGGCUCACACUUCUAAGCCUGAAAAUCUGUACUUGACCAUCUUAUAUGGGCUUAUGUGGGAUCCAUACUAUUCAAGCCUUGGAUAGUGUAAUGGUUAACAGGUAUCUUCCCCGAAGUUCCUGGUGGUUCUCGGGAAAGCACAUCAGCUCCCAGCCCUGGUGGUCCAGGGGAGACCACGCCAACUUCAGGCUCCAGUGGCCUGGAGACGACCGCACCAGCCUUGGUCCCUGUGCCCUUUGUUUCUCUGUGUGCAGAUGCUGUUUCCAGGGUUCCUGGUGGUCCGCCGACGACCACGUCUGCCUCGGCUCCUGGUGGCCGGCACGACCACGCCUGCCUCGGCUCCUGGUGGCCCGGCACGACCACGUCUGCCUCGGCUCCUGGUGGCCCGGCACGACCACGUCUGCUUCAGCUCCUGGUGGCCCGGUGACUGCCUCGUCAGCCUCGGUUCCUGGUGGUUCGGCUGCAAUCAUCUCUGGUUCCGGUUCCACUCCUUGGUUCGUCUCUGGUUCCCGCUCCAUCUCUGGGUUUGUCUCGGGUUCCGGUUCCAUAUCUGGGUUUGUCUCGGGUUCCGGUUCCAUAUCUGGGUUUGUCUCUGGUUCUGGGUCCGGCUCCUUGCCACGGGUUCGUCUCCUGUCUCUGGCUCCGGUUCUGGCGUCACGUCGGCCUGGCAUGGCCCUAUGCCCAUCUUGUCGGCCUAGCAAGGCCCUACGCUUGUCUCAUCGGCCUGGCGAGGCUCUACGUUCGCAUCAUCUGCCUGACUGGUGGCCUCGCCCUCAGCUCCUGUUUCGUUGCCGGCCGUCUUCCUGUCUGGAGGAUGCCUUCAUCCCCUGUGGAGCUCUGGAGGUGGUUGGUUUUGGUGUCGACCUCCCAGAACCCACUGUUCGCCCUGUAACCUGAUGAAAGCUUAAAUCUAUUGCCGUUGAGGUUGGCUCUCAGUUGGGUGCUACACGUGUAAAUUACCAGCCUUUGCAGGAUUUAUUCUUGACUGUUUUAUUGAUGCACUAAAGCAUGUCGCCACUAACAUUUCACAAAAAAAUUUAUCCCAUGUAAUGCAGCUCCUAAAGUAGAGUUUCAAUCGGUUUACACUGCUCAAAAAACUUUUAUGCCUGCACUUUGGGUAUAUGCAGCAAGAAUCUUCCUGUCUGAUGUUGGACUCUAAAAUAACAAAUAAUACUAUCUUGCUCUGUCCAUGCUUUGUGCCACGUUCUUUACAGUACAAAUACACCUGUUGAUCCAUUUUGCACUGAUAUUAAAUUUAAAUUACUGCACUAA